Molecule: messenger RNA, 1235 nt
Organism: Triticum dicoccoides
Lineage: Eukaryota; Viridiplantae; Streptophyta; Magnoliopsida; Poales; Poaceae
Product: long chain acyl-CoA synthetase 8-like
Exons: 8
Coding region: 524-1108 (194 amino acids)
Cellular component (GO): membrane; endoplasmic reticulum
Molecular function (GO): long-chain fatty acid-CoA ligase activity
Source: RefSeq, a predicted model, not a curated record
ACUGCUCCCACUGGUUCUGCGGACAUUGCGUCGUGGCGGUGUGGCUGCAUGGAUCUGUCCUUCGGCCAUCGGAUUGCUAUGUUUCUUGCCGCCCCAUAAUUCUGCUGGUACUUUCUGAAGUUGCUUCCCUGCUGUGUGAUGAACCAGAAAUCGCUCCUGUCGUGAACUGGAUCGAGCAGUACACUCCUGUCGUGAACUGGAUCGAGCAGUACACUCCUGUCGUGAACUUGAUCGAGCAGUACAAUGGCCGUUUUGCUGGAGUUACUCACAGUAUGAUUCAGGCAUACCUGCCAUGUCUUCUGGAUAAACGCUUCUACAUUAUUGAGUGCCUUGCUGUCUGGAUUACAUCGGUGGAAAUGGCACACAGGUUUCCACUUCGAUUUAUGAUUCAAAAAACAACUUAAGAAGCUGCCUGCAGUCAGUUCAAAGUUGCAUGGUCUUAAGCAUGCUAUCUACAUUGAGGAUGAACCUGUUGAGGCCACCACACUUAAACAACUGAAACACUUGACAACAUUGUCUUUUAAUGCGGCCAACUCUCAUGUCCGUGUUCCUGGAAAUUCAAGCUUAUUUCAUCGGAAAAGGCGGUUAUAGGAAUUCUGAUUCUCCAAUGCCCCGUGGAGAAGUUAUCAUUGGUGGUUACAGUAUAACAAACGGUUAUUUCAACAAUGAAGCAAAAACAGAUGAGGUGUAUAAGGUGGACGUGAGAGGAAUAUGCUGGUUUUACACUGGAGAUAUCGGCCAGCUCCGUCCUGAUGGAUGCAUUGAGAUCAUCGACAGGGAAAAAUACAUAUUUGAACCAGCUCUACAUACAAGCAAUUAUGUGGAUAGUAUCAUGGCCUAUGCUGAUCCAUUUCAUACUUACUGUGUUGCACUGGUAGUUUCACCACACCAGGCCUUGAAGAAGUGGGCUCAAAAUUCAGGGAUAAGCUACAAAGACAUUGAGCAGCUGUGUCAUAAUGAUCAAGCAAUUAAGGAGGUCCAGCAGUCUCUAUCAAAGUAUAGCUGGUCCCAAGUCCGGGUAAAGGAGGAGGGUUGUGAUAGGCUUGGCGACCCAACGUCAAAACUCAGCCAAACAUCAGUUAGUGGGCACAAAAGCAGAAAGGCUUGAGAAGUUCGAAAUACCUGCUAAGAUCGUCUUUUGCCUGAAUGUUGGACGAGUCUGGCUUGUGACUAAGAGGGAGAAGCUAAAGACUAAAUUUCAAGAUGAUCUGAAGAAGCUCGAUCACUGACCUGCA